Molecule: messenger RNA, 2007 nt
Organism: Etheostoma spectabile (orangethroat darter)
Lineage: Eukaryota; Metazoa; Chordata; Actinopteri; Perciformes; Percidae
Product: endonuclease domain-containing 1 protein
Exons: 2
Coding region: 45-932 (295 amino acids)
Molecular function (GO): metal ion binding; hydrolase activity; nucleic acid binding
Source: RefSeq, a predicted model, not a curated record
GUUUCGAAAGGAUUAAAUGCUCUGUGGGGACUGCAUGAUUCGUCAUGAUUGUCUACAGAAGGGAUCAAAUGCUCAUCUGUCUUCUUGUAAUUGUGAUGGCAAGAGCAGAGGUGAAGGAAAACCUCUCACCUGAGUGUAAACAGUUCCUGUACAUGGGCACGUUGCCUCGAGGUCUUGAGGAGCAGCCUUUUAAAAAGAUUUGCCAGAUCUAUGCGGGCAGCCCAAGAUUUGUCACCCUGUACGACACCUUCAACCACAUCCCUGUUUACUCCGCGUACACCUUCAAGCGCUCGGACGGCUCCAAGAAGGUUGAUGUGCCUUGGAUGUAUGAGCCACAGCUCUCCACAGUGUCUGAAUCACGUGAGAUGCAGCCGUUCCCUUCAGAACACGUCCACAGUAGUUUUGAGGAUGCUCAGGCCGUGCUUGACGACUACUCUAACACUGUCAUCUAUGAACGUGGGCAGCUGAAUCCAGACGAGCACCAGGCCCACCCUAAUGACAAAGCAUCCACCUACACACUGACAAACGUGGUCCCUCAGGUCCGAGAGUUCAACAUUGGUCCCUGGAAAAAUCACGAGCACAUCAUUCGCAGGCGGCUCAACAACUACUGUCGUGGCACCGCCUAUGUAAUCACCGGGGUCACUACCUCGGGGCACACAAUCCGCCGCCACAACAUCAAUCGCCUGGGCAUCCCCACCUACCUCUGGUCGGCCUACUGCUGCAUUGAUUUUGACCACAAUGCACCAUACUCAGAGCGCUCCAAGUUUCCGGCGUUUGCAGCUCACGGGCUCAACGACAGGGAGGAUAACAAGGUUCAAGAGAUGACGGUGCCACAGCUGGAGGACUUCCUGAAGAGGGUAACUUAUGUCGGCAGCUCUUUCCAGAUCUUCUAUGACAACUGUGUUCCUAAGGGUGCCCUGCAUCUUCCUUGAGAAAAUGGAUAUGGGUCCUUUAUAUUUAGCAUAUAUAUUCAUAUCCAUGUCAGUGUCAAUAACAUUCAACAUUUAGAAGCUGAUUAGAAGCAACUCAUUUCAUUAAAUAUUUAAUUUAUUCUAAAUUUUACUGUUUUCUGGGGUAAGUCAGACUUUUUGCUCAUGUCUAAAUUUUAAUUCCAUUAUCUAAAUUUACAGAGUUUCAUGUAAUUGCUCUGUGGCCACUUGUUUGCAGAUUAAAAUUUUCAUCAUAUCACCAUUAUCCUGCUUUUCUUUAUAAUUGGACUGAUCUUUACUUAUUUACCCAGUAUCAGCCGUUUAGUCAAAUUAAAUAAUCUUUGUUAAAAGGUCGACUUACUAGCUUUCCUGAGCUCCAUUCACGUUAGAGGAUGUAGUUAAAAGCUCUUAUAAUCUAUUAAGUGGACCUUUGAGCUUAGUUUUUGUUACAUAAAGUAUACUGUGCCCCAAGGUCAAGAUGGAUUCUCAAUGUUUACAUUUGAGUAAAAAUCCCCUUGUAACCUAAAUACAUCUUAACACUUCCACUAUUCAUUGUUAUUUAAAUUAUGUUGUAUUUGAUGGUGUAUUUUUAUUGGGCAUAAACUCACCCUGAAAACCUUACAUGGUUGUACAAUUCAUUCACUUUAUCUCAUGGUAACGUAUCCUCUUAAUGACUGGGAACUACACCUGUCUCUGUAGGCCUUUUGUUCAGCACAGUUAAAUUAGACCAGCAGCUUUAUAUUUUGCAUACCGCCUCUUAACUGUAGUGCUACUAUUCACUUCUCUUAUGGGAAGCCACACAGUCAAAUUCAGGACAAACUGGGCCAAUAUCCAGAUUUUAGGUAUUUAUGUUAUUAUCCUCUAAAAUAAUAUUAACGUUAAACUCUAGUUUUACCCGUCAAUGAAAAUUAGGAAUUUUUGUUUGCCUGUUAUUCAGAAUAAAAAAACAGCUUUAAGUUGGGUUCAGCUUUUUUUAAAGUGGUCCUAUUUCUUCUGAAAGUUUAUUUGGAUUUCAAACUGUGCCACGAAAUGUGGACUACAAAAGCUAAAUAAGUUUAAAUAAAGUUGGAUGUAAAAA